AUGAUACCAAGAGAACACAUACAAGAAGACUCAAAGAGAACCUUUGAGGAGGAGUUUCCAACUCUCAACGACGCAGCAGCAGCCACAAACAACAAGAGAAAGGGUGGCAAAGCUAGAAACAACAAGAAUAACAACAACAAUCCACUCGCAACAUCGACUGAAUCGUCAAUCAACAAUUCUGAUCUGAGUGCCUCAUCAGGUGGAGGCCGUGCAAAGAGUCCCCAAGUGGACCUUACCAACUACAUCGACUUUUCUGAUGGCACCACGGACUCGUGGAAGAAGAGAGACCUGCUAUACUACUGCUUCGUACAGAGACAUCACGAGGUGCGAUUCAUUGCAGAGUUUAUCGAGGAGGUGGUUCAGAUGUACCACCUACCAACCAACAACCUACUGGAUAUUGGCUGUGGCCUUGGAAGAAUGUUCUCCGAGUGGGAGGCCUCCAAGUGGGACUCGAUCGAUGCCGUCGAACCCGACGCCGACUACUUCCUGUUCUCGCUGGACCACGCCAGACACACCUGCGAGAAGGUCACCGUGCACAACUUUGGCUUCCAAGAGCUGUGCGUCCAGGAGAAGUACAAUCUCAUCACAUCGAUCAAUGGUCCAUUCCAGUACCUCACCAGACUCGAGGAACGUCUGAUCGCCAUGAGGAACAUGUACAACGCGCUCACACCCGGUGGCGUCCUCAUCAUUGACGUGUCCAACUUCCUCGGUGGACUCGCUCACAUGACCUCGCACACUGCCGAGCAGAUGAAGCUGGUCAACGGCGUGCCCGUCAAGAGGGUGUCAAACGUUCAGGUCGACUUCCACAAUGCCAUAUGGAGUCACAACGACAUCUUCUUUAGUGUGGACGGAGGCGAGAGUGACCCAGAUGGACUGGGCACUGGCUAUGGCGAUGGCAGCUACGUAGUGGAGAACCGUCAAUUCUCCAUCCUCACACUGCCUGAACUACAAUUCCUCUAUCUCUCGUCAGGCUUUAUUAACAUCCUCACCACGUCCAAGUACUGCUCACGAUCACUUCGAACUGGAAUGGCGACCAGUGAGAAUGAAGGUUCCAGGAUCAUAGUCAUUGGCCAGAAGCCUAAAUAG
Messenger RNA from Acytostelium subglobosum LB1, 1086 nucleotides. RefSeq lists its product as hypothetical. The transcript has a single exon. The coding region runs from base 1 to 1086 and encodes 361 amino acids. NCBI's taxonomy places the organism in Eukaryota, Evosea, Eumycetozoa, Acytosteliales, Acytosteliaceae. The record is from RefSeq and is a predicted model, not a curated record.